Molecule: messenger RNA, 1992 nt
Organism: Amphibalanus amphitrite
Lineage: Eukaryota; Metazoa; Arthropoda; Thecostraca; Balanomorpha; Balanidae
Product: protein SEC13 homolog
Exons: 8
Coding region: 348-1301 (317 amino acids)
Biological process (GO): COPII-coated vesicle budding; protein import into nucleus; positive regulation of TOR signaling
Cellular component (GO): nuclear pore outer ring; COPII vesicle coat
Molecular function (GO): protein binding; structural molecule activity
Source: RefSeq, a predicted model, not a curated record
UUUAUUUAUCAGUAGCCAAACGCAACAUUUUUAAUUUUUUAUCUGGCACUAAAACAAAUUUUGUGGAGAAGUAUCAAUUGAAAAUCAAAAUAUUUUUAUAUUUUUCCUCGCUACGUGGAACUAAAACCGACCUAUACAUUUUUGGCGCGAUAUUUUGCCGCAUUUACAAAAACACUAGCCACGAGUCCGUUUAUCAUCACAGGCCACCGGCUGAUAAAGCAAUAGGUCCAAAUAUUGGCUAGAUUUUUCGGUUUGAAUGCUUGGGUUCGGGUCACGCCCAUUUAUUCAGAUUCUGAAGAAAUAGAACAUUUCAAGAUAGCUGGACCUACACUUCAAUAUAAGCAACAAUGGUGUCUCUCAUCAGUACCGUUGAUACCGGACAUGAAGACAUGAUUCAUGACGCGCAGAUCGACUUCUACGGCACGCGUCUGGCCACGUGCUCAUCGGACGCCACAGUGCGCGUGUUCAGCGUGCGGAACGGCAGUCAGACGCUGGAGGCCGAGCUGCGCGAACACCAGGGACCGGUGUGGCAGGUGGCCUGGGCGCACCCCAUGUACGGGCCGAUUCUUGCGUCGUGCUCCUACGACCGCCGCGUCAUCAUCUGGAAGGAGACGGGCGGCCGCUGGAGCAAGCUGCACGAGCACGCCAGCCACGACUCGUCGGUGAACUCUGUGUGCUGGGCUCCGUACGAGCUGGGCCUGGUGCUGGUCUGCUGCAGCUCGGACGGCUCCGUGUCCGUCGUCUCCUACACGGCCGCCGGCACCUGGGACUUCAAGAAGAUCAACAACGCCCACACGAUCGGCUGUAACGCCGUCAGCUGGGCGCCCGAGGUGUCGGCCGGCAGCGUCCUGGAGGGCCAGCCGCAGAAGGUCACCAAACGAUUCGUCUCCGGCGGCUGCGACAACCUCGUCAAAAUCUGGAGGGAGGAGGACGACCAGUGGGUGGAGGAGGCCAAACUGGACGCCCACUCGGACUGGGUGCGCGACGUGGCUUGGGCGCCCUCGGUGGGCCUCAAACGGCAGCUGAUCGCCAGCUGCUCGCAGGACCGGCGCGUCAUCAUCUGGUCCAACGACGGCACGGGCACGGCCUGGACGCCGCACGAGCUGCCCACCUUCAGCGACGUCAUCUGGCACGUCAGCUGGGCCGUCACCGGCAACAUCCUGGCCGUCAGCGGCGGCGACAACAAGGCGAGCCUGUGGAAGGAGACUCUGGAGGGCAAGUGGGUUUGCCUGAACGAGGUCAACCUGGGCAAGGGCCAGGCGGGCAGCAUGCCGGGCGACGCCGGUACCAAGACACUCUAAGACUCCGCAACAACUGCCAUCUGAAGGACUGGUGACGUCGCGUGAUGCGGAAUGUGAUGUCACAUCACACGAUGCGGAUCGGUGACGCCAUGGUGUGGGAUAUAACGUCACACGGUGCAGCCUGUGACGUCAAAAGACUGACUGAUGGUGACUGCAGCGGCGAGCCCCUGUCAUGACUGGAGAAUGGAGAUGUCAAUACAUCCCAUCCUGAGGCUGGUCGAUGACGUCAGGCACUGACGUGCGUCGUGCGAUGAUGUCAUAGUUCACAUUUAGAGUGGCCGGUGUCGCGUGCUGACGUGUGUGACGGCGCUAUAGCAUAGAGUAUAUCUGGCGGCGCCGAUCCUGGUGAUACCUACCAUACAUUCUCUGAAAUGUGUUCUCGGCAGUGCCUCAGUUCCGUCUCGCCCGACCCUGCCGCACCGCUGCUGGCGCUCGGAACGAGCUGCCACUGGGAGAGUACGGUGGGCGGUGGGCGUCUGAGAAUAACACCGGCCGGGUACCCGAGGACGCCUCGCGGCCCGGUGAGGAGCGGAUGUGAUCUGGGAUGUAUCUCCGUGCGGAGCGCCACGCCGGUGACCGGUGUGCUGCUAUUGGGAUCUUAUUUUGAACGGGAGUUGUGUCCAAAAGAAUCGCCGCGGUAAAUAGCGUAGACAGCUUGUUACGAUGGUAAUAAAGGUGUAUACAAAACGGA